AUGGUGAUCAUGUCAGAGUUGAGUGCGGCCCCCGCGGGCUCCAGCCAGAGCCAGCAGAAGCCCCUCCGGGUGGGCUUCUACGACGUCGAGAGGACCCUGGGCAAGGGCAAUUUCGCCGUAGUGAAGCUGGCCCGGCAUCGAGUCACCAAAACCCAGGUUGCAAUAAAAAUAAUCGAUAAAACUCGAUUAGACUCCAGUAAUUUGGAGAAAAUAUAUCGUGAGGUUCAGAUCAUGAAGCUUCUGAAUCAUCCUCACAUCAUAAAGCUUUAUCAGGUUAUGGAGACAAAGGAUAUGCUUUACAUUGUCACCGAAUUCGCGAAAAAUGGAGAAAUGUUUGAUUAUCUGACCUCCAACGGGCACCUCAGCGAGAACGAGGCACGGAAGAAAUUCUGGCAGAUUCUGUCCGCCGUGGAGUACUGCCACAGCCACCACAUCGUCCACCGGGACCUGAAGACCGAGAACCUGCUGCUGGACGGCAGCAUGGACAUCAAGCUGGCAGAUUUUGGAUUUGGGAAUUUCUACAAGUCGGGAGAGCCCCUGUCCACGUGGUGUGGGAGCCCCCCGUACGCGGCCCCAGAAGUCUUUGAGGGGAAGGAGUACGAAGGCCCCCAGCUGGACAUCUGGAGCCUCGGCGUCGUGCUGUACGUGCUGGUGUGCGGGUCGCUCCCCUUCGACGGACCCAACCUGCCGGCGCUGCGGCAGCGGGUGCUGGAGGGCCGCUUCCGUAUCCCGUUCUUUAUGUCUCAAGACUGUGAGACGCUGAUCCGCCGCAUGCUGGUGGUGGACCCCAGCAAGCGCAUCACCAUCGCCCAGAUCCGGCAGCACAGGUGGAUGCAGGCCGAGCCCCCGGUGCCGCGGCAGGCCUGCACGGCCUUCUCUGCGCUCAGCUACAACGCCAGCCUGGGCCGCUACGAUGAGCAGGUGUUGGGGAUCAUGCACACCCUGGGCAUCGACCGGCAGAGGACCGUGGAGUCACUGCAGAACAGCAGCUACAACCACUUUGCUGCCAUUUAUUACCUCCUCCUCGAGCGGCUGAAGGAGCAUCGGCACACACAGCCGUCGGCGCGGCCCGGCCUGGCCCGGCAGCAGAGGCCGCGCAGCUCGGAUCUCGGCGGCUUUGAGGUGCCUCAGGAAGGCCUGUCUGGUGACUCUUUCCAGCCCUCCCUGCUGUGCCCACAGCCCCAGGCCUUCGGGCAGUCUGUCUUGCAGGCGGACGCAGACUGUGACCCCCUCAGCUCACUCCAGCCCUUGCUCUUCCCCCUGGACGCCAACUGCAACGGAGUGUUCCGGAAUCGCCCCACCUCCCCGAGCGGCCUGCUAGACGCGAGCAUCAGUGAGGAGGUCAGGCAGGGCCAGGGCCUGGAGGAGGAGCGGGAGCCGCAGGAGCCCCUGUCCGGCGGCACAGGCCGGAGGCACACGCUGGCCGAGGUCUCCACCUGCUUCUCCCCGAGUGCCCCUCCGUGUAUCGUCGUCUCCUCCUCCGCCGCGAGCCCUUCGGAGGGCACCAGUUCCGACAGCUGCUUGACCUUCUCGGCCGGCGACGGCCCAGCGGGGCUCAGUGGACGCCUGGCCGCCCAGGGGCUGGUGGGCACCUGUUCCCCUCUCAGACUGGCCUCACCGCUCCUGGGGGCCCAGUCUGCCACCCCAGUGCUGCAGGCUCAGGGGGCCCCAGGAGGGGUCACUCUGCUCCCCAUCAGCUUCCAGGAAGGCCGGAGGGCGUCGGACACCUCGCUCACUCAAGGGCUGAAAGCCUUCCGGCAGCAGCUGAGGAAGAGCACGAGGGCCAAAGGGCUCCUGGGCCUGAACAAGAUCAAGGGGCUGGCUCGCCAGGUGUGCCCGCCCUCCUCUUCCAGCCGGGCCACGAGGGGCGGCCUGAGCGCCUUCCAGCUGCCCACGCCGAGCCCGGGCCCGCACGGCGGCGGGGCCGGCAGCCGGGAGGGCCGGAGCCUGCUGGAAGAGGUCCUACACCAGCAGAGAUCUCAGAGAGGGGGCGGUGGCACCAGCUCCCCCGCCAGCCUGGCCGCCCGGAGCUGCCCUCCCCCGGAAAGUUUCCGCCUCCUGGUCGCUCUGGCGGGCGUCCGGGUACUGCCCGGGGCCGUGACCGCGGCAGACCCAGGGGCGGCUGAGCCCAGCACGCAGAGGAGCACGGGGGCCCCAGAAGGUGGCCUCUGCUGUCGGAUGCGCCUGGAUGUGAUCCGCGCGGCAGUCUUCCAGGCCUGUGGCGGCGGACAGGGCCGAGCCAUGCCUGGCUUUCUCCUGGUCAAGACGGCGUGUAAUUUCCUGCAGACAGUCCGUGCCGCGUGCGCCUCCGAUCGUCGCGUGGCGGCUCGUGCAGGGGUCGCCCGCUGGGGCCUCAGCCUCUCUCGCUGCGGAGCCGCGCUCGCUGGGCCAGCGUCUGUGGUCCCUCCGCAGUCGGCGGACAGUCGGGCCGUUUCCGGACUGUUGUGCCUCCUGGACGAGCUGACCGUGCUUCCGUUGCGGGCGAUUCCUGGCCGUGGAUCCCCCUUGUUCCGAGGUCUGUUCUGGUGUUUUCGCCGCUGUCUGGCUUCCGUACGAUGGUCCAACCUGGGGUCUCGGGUGGGAGCCCAGUCCGCCAUCUCUGCUCUUUACACGGACUUCCCUUGUUCUGACGGGACUGUGGAGCCAGUACCUCCCUGCUGUGCGGCUGUGCCCGUGGCCUCUCUUUCCACCUGCCCCUCAGCCAACAGCAGCACGUGCCCCGGGCUCUCAGAGGACACAGAGGACACCGGGCCAACGCACGGCAGCCAAGUCGUCUGCCUGUCUGAGUUGGGCGGUGAUUAUCGCCUCCCGCAGGUGUGCCGUGGCCUCAGCCACCGGGGAGCCCCGAGUGCUCGCAGCGCCCUGGACCUGCUGGGUGGUUCAGGGGAGAGCCAGGGGUCAGGGAGCUCCCCAGAUGCCACCCCGCGGUCCCCGGCUCCUGGUGUCCGGGCCCUUGUGGAGUCUGGGCUGCUCUGUGCCAAGGUGAGUGGCAGCCGGGACGAGGUCACAGGCGACAUUGUGGUUUCCACCUUACCCCCUUUCGGAUCACUGACCCUGGUGGACCCCGGCCGCCAUGCUGUGAGGACGUCCGCGUGGCUCUUCGGAGAUGCCAAGCGGCCGGGCACCGAGGGCCCUGCCAACGGCCGUGUGAACUCACCUUCUCGAAAACAGACCCUCCGGCCCCGGUGA
Puma concolor (puma) is the source of this 3189-nucleotide messenger RNA. Lineage: Eukaryota; Metazoa; Chordata; Mammalia; Carnivora; Felidae. The record is from RefSeq and is a predicted model, not a curated record.